Molecule: messenger RNA, 5890 nt
Organism: Neofelis nebulosa (Clouded leopard)
Lineage: Eukaryota; Metazoa; Chordata; Mammalia; Carnivora; Felidae
Gene: ST18
Product: ST18 C2H2C-type zinc finger transcription factor
Exons: 23
Coding region: 307-3546 (1079 amino acids)
Biological process (GO): regulation of transcription by RNA polymerase II
Cellular component (GO): nucleus
Molecular function (GO): zinc ion binding; RNA polymerase II cis-regulatory region sequence-specific DNA binding; DNA-binding transcription factor activity, RNA polymerase II-specific
Source: RefSeq, a predicted model, not a curated record
UGAAAGUUUUGGGCCCAGAGCCGAAAAAAAAUCUGUGUAUGCGCAUGAGGCUGUUGAUGUGCAAAUGUGAAUCAUAUUGAGAAGGUCUGAAUAGGGAGGUGUGACGUAAAGAGGGGACACAAACGGAGGUGCUUAUCUCUAAGCAGUCAAAGGCACUGGAUGUCAUAUCAUGGGAACUACCUUUCAAAGACACAGCUUUAGUGUUUCCGUUCAGCACACAAGGGAGGCGAGAAAUAUAAGUUUUGGAAACAAACAAAAAAUAGCAAUGGAAACUCUCCAGUUCAAAUCCAAUGAAUAUUAGGGAAGAUGGAUGCAGAGACUGAAGAUAAAACGCUGCGUACCCGCUCUAAAGGAACCAAGGUGCCAAUAGAUUCUCUAAUUCAGGAGCUUAGGGUAUCACCUCCAAAGGUAGCAUCUCAGCUGUGCCUUCAAGAAGCCAUUGUAUCACUCCAUCAGGCCAGCAAUUUCUGCGAUGUGUGUGCUGCGUACGAUUGUUCCAUGGCGAAGAAGAGGAGAGCUGCAGAGCAGGCUUUGGGCGUCCCAGUCAACAAGAGAAAAUCCCUGCUAAUGAAGCCCCGACACUACAGCCCAAACGUGGACUGCAGAGAAGAAUGUGACGACAGGACCGAGGCGGAGGAGGAAGAUGGCCUCCUGGAAGCCAGCGAUCACACCGCCUCAGAAGAAACCAUGAUAAAACCUAUGGAUGAGCACCUUCAUUCAACUGCCCAAGAAAACUCCAAUGGGAAGGAAGACAGAUAUGGCUGCUAUCGAGAGCUCGUGGUCAAAUCUUUAAUGCACUUGGGGAAAUUGGAAAACAAUGUGUCUGUUCAGACCGUGAGUGAGAAUUUAAAUGGCAGUGGCCUCCAGUGUGUCCAAGCAGAGAGUGAUGAAGCGGACGAGCACUUCGUGGUUCAUUCUGAUGACGGAAAAGAAAAACUCAAUGAUCCCCAGCUUCGGUUCUGCUCUUCAGAUGACAGUGAGAGUAACUCUGAAAGUGCAGACAACGGUUGGGACAGUGGCUCCAACCUCUCAGAAGAAACCAAACCGCACAGGGUCCCAAAGUAUAUCUUAGUGGAUGAUAGAAAAGACCUACUGGGAGCUCCUGAAAUCAAAACCGAAGGUGACAAGUUUCUGUCUUGUGAAAACACGUGUGACCCCGAAACGGAAAGGAGAGACCCACAGAACCCUCUCUUGGAACCACUAGAUGGCACAGGCCAGCCCUCGUGCGCGGGGGUGGAGGAAGAUGGUAACGGGAGCCUGGCAGCCAUGAGAGGAGAGUCCCUUGACCUGGAGAAAGCGAAGGGGAGCUUGGGUGUGCUGGAGCAGGCAAUUGCUGUGCAGGCUGAGCGAGGUUGUGUUUUCCAUAACACCUACAAGGAGUUGGACAGGUUCCUCUUGGAGCACCUGGCUGGGGAAAGGAGGCAGACCAAAGUUAUUGACAUGGGUGGAAGACAAAUCUUGAACAGUAAACAUUCACCGAGGCCUGAAAAGAGGGAGACCAAGUGCCCCAUCCCGGGGUGCGACGGCACGGGACAUGUGACGGGACUCUACCCCCACCACCGCAGCCUUUCGGGGUGCCCCCACAAAGUGCGGGUUCCCCUGGAAAUCCUUGCCAUGCAUGAAAACGUGCUCAAAUGCCCCACCCCGGGAUGCACAGGAAGAGGGCAUGUGAACAGCAACCGCAACACCCACAGGAGUCUUUCUGGUUGUCCAAUUGCUGCAGCUGAAAAAUUGGCAAUGUCCCAAGACAAAAGUCAGCUUGAUUCGCCCAAAAGUGGCCAGUGUCCUGACCCGGUUCACAGGACGAGCUUGGUGAAACAAAUUGAAUUCAAUUUCCGAUCACAAGCCAUUGCCUCUCCCAGAGCCACGGUGUCAAAAGAACAAGAGAAGUUUGGGAAAGUACCAUUCGAUUAUGCCAGUUUCGAUGCCCAGGUUUUUGGCAAACGCCCUCUCGUACAAACAGGUCAAGGACGAAAAACGCCACCAUUUCCUGAAUCAAAGCAUUUUUCAAAUCCAGGGAAAUUUCCUAAUCGACUGCCUAGUGCGGGCGCCCACACACAGAGCCCUUGUCGUGCCAGCUCUUACAGCUACGGUCAAUGUAGUGAAGACACCCACAUAGCAGCAACUGCUGCCAUCCUGAACCUUUCCACCCGCUGCAGGGAAACUGCAGACAUCCUCUCCAACAAACCACAGAGUCUGCAUGCCAAGGGAGCCGAGAUAGAAGUGGAUGAAAAUGGCACAUUGGACUUAAGCCUGAAAAAAAAUCGAAUCCUGGACAAAGCUGCACCCCUAACUUCCUCUAACACUUCUAUUCCAACUCCUUCCUCUUCCCCAUUCAAAACAAGCAGCAUUUUGGUCAAUGCAGCCUUCUAUCAGGCUCUCUGUGAUCAAGAGGGCUGGGACACUCCUAUCAACUAUAGCAAAACUCACGGGAAGACAGAGGAGGAGAAAGAGAAAGACCCUGCGAGCUCUCUAGAAAAUUUAGAGGAAAAAAAGUUUCCUGGAGAGGCCUCCAUACCAAGUCCUAAACCCAAGCUCCACGCGAGAGACCUCAAAAAAGAGCUCAUUACCUGUCCAACGCCAGGAUGUGACGGAAGUGGCCAUGUCACAGGGAACUAUGCGUCCCAUCGCAGUGUUUCUGGAUGUCCUUUAGCAGAUAAGACUCUUAAAUCCCUCAUGGCUGCAAAUUCCCAGGAGCUUAAGUGUCCAACCCCGGGUUGCGAUGGUUCCGGGCACGUGACUGGAAACUACGCUUCCCACAGAAGUUUGUCCGGCUGCCCUCGUGCCAGGAAAGGCGGUGUCAAAAUGACUCCUACAAAGGAAGAAAAAGAAGAUCCUGAACUCAAAUGUCCUGUGAUAGGGUGUGACGGCCAAGGUCACAUAUCAGGUAAAUACACGUCCCACCGCACAGCUUCUGGCUGUCCCCUGGCCGCCAAGAGACAGAAGGAGAAUCCUGUCAAUGGGGCCCCCCUCUCCUGGAAACUGAACAAACAAGAACUGCCACACUGUCCCUUGCCAGGCUGCAACGGGCUGGGCCAUGUAAAUAAUGUUUUUGUCACCCACAGAAGCUUAUCUGGAUGUCCUCUAAAUGCACAAGCCAUCAAAAAGGGCAAGGUCUCAGAAGAACUGAUGACCAUCAAACUCAAAGCGACAGGCGGUAUAGAGAGUGAUGAAGAAAUUCGGCACCUGGAUGAAGAAAUAAAAGAACUGAAUGAAUCCAACCUUAAAAUUGAAGCAGAUAUGAUGAAACUCCAGACACAGAUCACCUCGAUGGAGAGCAACCUAAAGACCAUAGAGGAGGAGAACAAGCUCAUAGAGCAGAACAACGAAAGCCUGCUCAAGGAGCUGGCUGGCCUGAGCCAAGCUCUCAUCUCCAGCCUCGCGGACAUCCAGCUCCCGCAGAUGGGACCUAUCAGCGAGCAGAAUUUUGAAGCAUAUGUAAAUACACUGACAGACAUGUACAGCAAUCUGGAACGGGACUCUUCCCCAGAAUGCAAAGCUCUGCUGGAAAGUAUCAAACAGGCAGUGAAGGGCAUCCAUGUGUAGGACCACAGCGCUGCGGGGCAACAGAAAUUGCAAACAGCAGGAACACAGCCGGAUCUGGAAGGGGCCCCUGUGCUGCGAAGGCGCGCGGGUGGCCCUACUGCAUUUACGAUUGCAACAUUGCACUAAUCCCCACCCCCCCCCCCCAGCUGACAUAAAAAGGAGAGAAGAACUAUGAUAGACUCUGUGGAUUAAAAGCAAUGCAGUCAAAUAUUAGAUCUUAUUUAUUUUCAUAUGUUUUUAUUUUAUUUCUUCAUUGCACUCUUUUGGGUUAUUUUUGUUUUUGUAAAGUAUAUGUAAAAUAAAUGUGACAUUUUUAUAUUUUAUUUAUUUCUAAUCAAAGAGUUUUUUUAUCUUUUAACUGCAUUUUGAAGUCUGCCAUAUUUUUACAAGUGUGUUUAUUAAUUUAUUUUCCGAUAGAGUUUAAAGAGAAAGGCUACUCUCGCAUCACAUAUCUUGCUGGGUUUCAAUGAGAAAACAGAAAAGCAAGAAGGAAAUCCUUGGCGAAGGACUGCACUAUGGUCCGGUUUGAUUUUUAUUGCGCACUUCUUUUCCCCCCUUUCACUGGCUUUUGUAUUUGUAAACGGGCUUGCGGCGAGGAGCGGGGAAGAAAUAAGAUAAAUAGCGCCCACUAGUGGCAAAUGCGCACUCGCAGAAGCACAGCGUACUGAAAGACCGCCUGUUCAGAAUUUGUCAGCAAUAAUUAAACAGAGCAAUCAGCAAAGUAUUCGACUUGGCUGUACGGUCUUAGUUACUAUGGAUUAUUUAUUUGACAUGUUUUAAAGAAACAUAAGCUUUUUUAGUGAUGCAGAUUUGUCUGUCUGUUUUUCAAGUCGUAUCAGAUAGUUGGCAACUCUUAUCCCAAGAUGAGAAAUAAGGCUUGAUGUGACCAGCCAGGCUUCCCUGCCAUAUGUGGCUACGCUAUACAAGUGACAAUAUUGGUGUAGAUUUGUACUUAGCAAAUACAAACACGUCCAAAUGGGAAAAUUUGUAGGUACCAUAUCCCCUGAAAUAGCAUUUAUCUUACUGGGUGGACUGGAAAGGAAUGGAAAAUACACGAACACGCGAAAGAACGUUACUCCCAUCUGAGUAACUGCUUUGAACACUAGAGACGUUGUCUUACCCUCCUUAAGCAACAGGAAAACUUCCAAUCUGAUAAAAACCAAACAGGCGCUACAAAGUGUACACAACUCACACCCACACAACACCCACAGAUACACGCACUCACGCACACUCACACACACGGGAAAUUGAGCCCGCAAUCUUGAAUUUCCGGGUGGAUCAGAGUUUAGUAGUUGCUAUAGUAAAGGCAAUGUCUAUUUCAGGGAUUGUAAAGUAGUUAAGCAUUGUUUCAAAAGUUUUUUUAUAUUUAUUUUUUUUAAGAAAAAGGUAUAGACAACCAGCUAAACUGCCUUUUUGGUGUGCACACACACCUCGUGUGCAAUGUGCCUCCGUGUAAAUGGACACUUGAACUUAGUGUGGGCUUCAUUUUCUGUGCUAUAACAAAAGUGUUUAUUUUUUAUUAGCCUCAUGGAUAUGUAGAUUGAAAGUGAUGGCACUCACAGGCUUGAUAUAUUCCACUGUUAUUACUGUUACCUGCACAAAUGAAAAGUAAUAUCGACAGUAACUCCACUCCCAUGACACUGUGGUCGUUGUUAUGUACUAAGUGGGGCUUAUCUUCGGACUGGGGUUCAUGUGAACCCUCGAACCUUAGUUUAGUGAACAUGAGAUGUCUGUUCUUAGGUAGGAACGGUGUUUAUUUAAAAAUCAAUUUAAAAAAAAGAAGAGCUACCAUAUGUGCUGUCUAUUAUAAAUGGGACACCAAACAAAGUUUUCUAUUAAAAGUUACGUCCUUGCAAACAUUUUGCUAUACAGUCCUUGAUAGAUGCAUACAAAUAAGUUCACUUAUGACAAAGACGAAAGUUUAAUUUGCUAAAUAUUUUAACAAGUCUGUUAUAUAUUUUAUUUAAUUUAAAAGAAAUCUCUUACCGACCUACGUAUUUAUUACUAUAAUUUACUAUGACUCCGGGUUAAUUUAUUUGUGUUGGCAUAGUUUGAGCAGAAUGUUUGGUGAAAUAUGUUUGUAUUUAUUUGCCUCCUUGGUACUUGAUGUGUUUUGUCAUGUGCACUGAUUUUUUUUUUCCUUUCAACUCUGUUAAUGGUAGAUACUGUAAACUGGGUCUUUUGUAAACCACAAAAAGGCAAUGAUGUAUGCAUUUUUUUUUAUUUCAAGUAGCUUGUUUGUAUACUGUUUCUUCAAACGAUUAAUAUUUCUUACAUCAAAGCAACGAAAUUGUGCUCAGUGCUGUACGUUUGAUGUAUGGUAGGAAAUAAAAAUUGAUAAUGA